AUGAGCACGCAGGAUAUUCUAGGUUUUGCCAGUCAGGAGCCGAGUCGCGUCAUAUCUUUCCCUGCGUCGCAGUACCUGCACGCGUCUACCGCGUCGCCAGGUUCUGGUUCCAUCUCCACAGGCCUGCCUCGGCUUGACGAGGCUAUUUCUCCCGUCUCACUGGAUGAAUCGCCGGAGGCAUCAGGUGAAGAUGUGACAAGGGGUAUUCUCUGCGGCCAUGUCACCGAGGUCUUCGGGCCGCCUGGCGUGGGCAAGACGUCGCUGGCUCUGACUCUUACUUCCAACGCUCUUCGCGAAGGUGGUAAAGUAGUCUGGAUCGACACCACCUCUCCACUUCCAAAGCUACGUCUGAAGAGCAUGCUCUCAAAGUCGUUGGAAGCAUCGGAGUCCUCCGAAUCAUCAGAACACCUCGUCGACAAUCUGAUAUACUUCCGCGCCCAGUCCCUGCCUCAUUUGCUGGCGCUUCUGCUCCGCCCGCCCAAAGGAUUCCCACCCGAAGACACCAAACUCCUGGUCGUCGACUCGGUAUCAGGGCCCUUUCCUUCGUACUUUAUGGGCCCAUCGGAGUUGAAAUCCCGUCUGGCCCAGGCAAAAGUCACAGAUAAGGCCCAGGUACAAUGGCUCAUGAACCGGAAGUGGAACGUCACGAGCGAAUUGGCAAAUCAGCUGAUGAAGCUGGCAGCCGCGCAGUCCCUGGCCGUGCUCGUUGUCAAUCAAACUCACACCAAGAUCAAAGGCCAGCCACGUGCUACGCUCACCCCGCUACUUGCAGGAGGCCCGUGGGAGAACAGCGUGUACACCCGCAUCGCGCUGUACCGCGCCUUCGCUGUCGAUGACGACAGCGGAGCAGAGCCGCAGUCUGCUCCAAGAAGUGUCCGGUAUGCGGAGGUCUUGAAGCGAGGCGGGAAGAGCGUGACGGUGAGGCUGGACGAGAAUAUCGUGCCCUUCACAAUUGAAUCAGAUUGUUUACGUGGGACGGACACGAAUCAGCCGUCUCGCGCUGUUGCACCACAGCCAACUGAGGAAUCGCUCCGGGUGGGCCAACGGAAGCGGAAGGUGGAGGAGAUCGCUGAUAGCCAGGAUGAAGACGAUUCGGACCAGGAAUUUGGAUGGAUUAAUGGUGACGACACCAGCCUGCUUGAAGGGCCCGCUGAUGAGGACUCUUAG
Molecule: messenger RNA, 1167 nt
Organism: Aspergillus clavatus NRRL 1
Lineage: Eukaryota; Fungi; Ascomycota; Eurotiomycetes; Eurotiales; Aspergillaceae
Exons: 5
Coding region: 1-1167 (388 amino acids)
Biological process (GO): DNA repair; reciprocal meiotic recombination; meiotic DNA recombinase assembly
Cellular component (GO): Rad51B-Rad51C-Rad51D-XRCC2 complex; replication fork; Rad51C-XRCC3 complex
Molecular function (GO): ATP binding; ATP-dependent DNA damage sensor activity; four-way junction DNA binding
Source: RefSeq, a predicted model, not a curated record